Messenger RNA from Rosa chinensis, 777 nucleotides. RefSeq names its product inosine-5'-monophosphate dehydrogenase. Bases 1 to 777 code for a protein of 258 amino acids. Gene Ontology annotation, cellular component: nuclear pore. Gene Ontology annotation, biological process: mRNA export from nucleus. NCBI's taxonomy places the organism in Eukaryota, Viridiplantae, Streptophyta, Magnoliopsida, Rosales, Rosaceae. Gene Ontology annotation, molecular function: structural constituent of nuclear pore; oxidoreductase activity. The transcript is spliced from 7 exons. The record is from RefSeq and is a predicted model, not a curated record.
AUGGCGAGCCGCGAUUGGGUGAAGCUGGCGGACAAGGAGGUCAAGAUUUACGAUUACAUGAUCAGCUGUAAGGACAUGGUUUUGCCUUGGAGCUCCGAUUUGGGGAAGAUUGAGGAGUUCAUGGCGGAGAAAGGCCGUGUACUCAAGAAAAUGUACUCAGAUUUGGAUGUGGUUUGUGGGAAUGUGUUGACUGUGAGUCAGGCGCAGAAUUUAAUUCAGGCUGGUGUUGAUGGGUUGAGGGUUGGGAUGGGGUUUGGCUCCAUUUGUACUACUCAAGAGGUUUGCGUCGGCGGCAGGGGACAGGCAACUGCUGUUUACAAGGUUGCAUCUGUUGCUUCACAAAGUGGUGUGCCUGUUCAACGAAGGGUACUUCUAUAUGCUCAUUGUUCUGCUACUGUGGCAGUCCUUUUGAAAGAAUGUCGAGAUAUACAGCUUCGUGGUGCAUCUUCGGUUCAUGAUAGUUAUGACAAUGCUGUUGUGGUGCACUCGGAAUCUGAUGCUGAAAAAGUCAUAUCUGAACAUCUUUUGACCUUCAAGGACAUAAAUGGUCUGGUUCAGCAGAAUGCCCAGCUCAGGAGUCUUGUUCGCAAUCUUUCUGACCAGCUUGAAAAUAGGGAAAAGGAGUUCAAGGAAAAUUUUGAAAAGGAGCUCAAGAAGCAUACUGAGGAAGCUGCUUCUAGAGUUGAGGCUGUAUUACAAAGAGCUGAAGAGCAAGGGCAAAUGAUUGAAUCCCUUCACACCUCUUGUGGUGGGGAUGAAAUAAUUGCUCUGCUCUGA